Molecule: messenger RNA, 1571 nt
Organism: Oryza brachyantha (malo sina)
Lineage: Eukaryota; Viridiplantae; Streptophyta; Magnoliopsida; Poales; Poaceae
Product: F-box/kelch-repeat protein SKIP30
Exons: 2
Coding region: 131-1192 (353 amino acids)
Molecular function (GO): protein binding
Source: RefSeq, a predicted model, not a curated record
CCACCGCCACCGCUUCCUCCCCGGCGACCCCCGCCGCCGCCGCCCGCGGCUCUCCUCUCCUCUCCGGCCUCACCACCGCCUCACGCGAGGCUACAAGUGUUGCCACUUUCUUGCUGUAUAAUGCGACCGUAUGUCUGAGUGCACAAUGAUGUCAACAUUACUUGAUGGUCUCCCUAAUGAAGUUGCUCUUCAGUGCCUUGCACGGGUACCAUUUUUGUCACAUCCUGUUCUUCAACUGGUCUGCCACUCUUGGAGAGCAUCUGUUCGCACUGGUGAGCUUUCCAAAAUUAGGAAUCAAAUCAGUGCGACUGAAGAGCUGCUGUGUGUGUUAGCAUUUGAACCUGAAAACAUGUGGCAACUUUAUGACCCUCUUCGAGAUAAGUGGAUAACACUCCCUGUCAUGCCAUCUCAGAUUAGGAAUAUUGCCCGUUUUGGCGUGGCCUCAGUUGCAGGCAAGCUCUUUGUAAUUGGUGGUGGCAGUGAUCGAGUUGACCCACUUACUGGAGACCAUGACAGGAUCUUUGCAAGCAAUGAGGUUUGGUCUUAUGAUCCUCUACAUCGUGUAUGGGCCCAGAGGGCUCCGAUGCUUGUAGCUCGUGCAAUGUUUGCUUGUUGUGCACUGGAUGGGAAAAUAAUUGUUGCUGGGGGCUUCACAAACUGCCGCAAAUCAAUAUCAAAGGCUGAGAUUUAUGACCCUGAAGCUGACACGUGGGAGCCUCUCCCUGACCUACGUCAAGCACACAGCUCUGCAUGCUCUGGACUUGUCAUCAAGGGUAAGAUGCAUGUGUUGCACAAAGGUCUGCCAACAGUACAGAUUCUUGAAGAUGGUGGCAAUAAUUGGGCUGUUGAGGACUACUCUUGGCUGCAAGGUCCAAUGGUAAUGGUUCGCGGGGAGCUUUAUGUGCUGAGCAACAGUUGCAUUAUGAAGCAGCGUGGUGUGAAUUUCCCUGAUAAGAUGGUGUCAUGUGCUUCUGAAUUCCAAAGCAGGAUAGGUUUUGGGAUGAUUGGUUUGGGAGACAACAUAUAUCUGGUUGGCGGAGUGAUCGGACCUGGGCCAAGAAAUCAGUGCAUCAAGCCGCUAUCUGAUGUUGAUAUCUUGAAUAUUACUAGUGAUAGACCAACCUGGCGACCAGGAUCACCAAUGACACAUUGUCGAGGGAGCAUUUUUGGUUGUGCUCUGCUGAGGAUUUAGCCUCAUUUCUGGUAUCUUACUGUUGUUGAAGGGAAAGUCUGCAGAUAGCUUUUAAUAGUUCUGCAUUUCGUUUUAUUUGAAACGGAGUCUGUUAAUUAUUGUUCAAUUUUGAAUUGUCUGUUGUAGUAUUGAGGACAUAUGUUGGCCAUGACUCAAUGCUAGAUUACCCAAUCAAAAGUCAUAUAUCUUGAGGACAUAUGCGCAUUUGGAAUUGUUGUAUCAUCCUUGAAUCUCUUGAUCCUGGAUGUGAAGGUUUUCAUGUAUUACUAAUUUAAAUUUAGAUUAAAAAAGAAAAGGUUAGGAAUAGGAAGUGCCAUUUUUUUUAUGGUUGGUUACUGAAAAUAUCCUAUCCAAAUGAUAUUUACUAUGCCAUUUUCAU